Pongo pygmaeus (Bornean orangutan) is the source of this 5090-nucleotide messenger RNA. It is a transcript of the gene RSPH3, whose product is annotated as radial spoke head 3. Gene Ontology annotation, cellular component: cilium. The transcript is spliced from 8 exons. The coding region runs from base 3233 to 4915 and encodes 560 amino acids. NCBI's taxonomy places the organism in Eukaryota, Metazoa, Chordata, Mammalia, Primates, Hominidae. The record is from RefSeq and is a predicted model, not a curated record.
AUUUAUUUAUUUAUUUAUUUUUGCCAAAGCCUCUAUGUGAUUUUUUUCCUAUACAAUGUCUAACAUUUAAUCAGAAACCUUAGGUUCAUCUCUUAUGCCUUUCUUUCUCUUGUGCACCACGUCACGUCUGAUCUGUUCUACCUUCAAAAUUGAGCUGGGAUCUUCCCACCACUUUGGGCCCAGAUCCAGAACCAAGCUCCACCAAAAGCAAGGCAGUCUGCCCCCGGACAUGGCCUCGGCACUGACUGACCGCACCUCUCGGGCCUGAGCACCACACCCACACCAGAUCCAAGCCACCCUCUCACCAGCCUUAUUGGGAGCAGCUUCCUAUCUGGUCUCUCUGCUUCUGCCUUUGCCCCACUUCAGUCUAUUCUCAACCAAACAUCUAGAAAAAACAAAUUUUUUUAAUCAAACUAUGUCAAGCUUCUACUCAAAACCCUUUAGGGACUUUUAACCCUAGAGUAAAACCUAAAGUCCUUUCACUGACCUACAACAAGGCGCACGGCCCGGCCUCUGACUUCAUCUCCGAAUGCUCCUCCUUGUGCUCACUCUGCUCCACUCACUCUUACUCCCAUCCCCAACACCGCUUCCUGCCUUAGAACUAGGAAUUGGCUGCUUCCUUGACCUGGAAUGCUGUGACAAUUAGUCUCAAGUUUCAUUUCUUCACCUCCUUCACGUUUUUACUCAAACGUCACCUUCUCAAUGAAGCCUUCUCUGACCACUAUAAAAUUGCUAGGUCUCCCAUGCCCCUAGCACCUAGCCUUAUUUCCUGCUUUAUUUCGAAUUAGCUAUUAUAAUUAUGUAACACACAUAAUGUACUCACUUUUUUUGUUUGUAUGACUCCUCCACUAGAAUAUAAAUUCUGUCAAGGCAGGAGUUUUAAUGUGCUGUUUGGUUUUGUUUUUCACUGCUAUAUCCCCACUAACACCAGGGGAGUGGGGGUGAGGGACAAGAAAACAACAAUGCUUGGCACAUACUAGAUACGCAUAACUAUUUGUGGAAUGAAUCAUUCAGUUUCAGAUCAUCCAAGAGUUGUCCACAAAAUAGUCAGAUAUCCAGCACUGUCACCUGAGGGAGAAGUCUAGGUUAGAGAUACAUCCUUUGCUGCCCUGAGUAUAUAGGUGGUACUAGAAAUUACAGACGUGAAAUGGGACUGCCCUGGGAGAAAGUACAAGAAGAGAAACAGGCUGUGGAUAAAAACUUGUACAGGCCAGGCACAGUGGCUCACGCCUGUAAUCCCAACACUUUGGGAGGCUGAGGAGGGCGGAUCACGAGGUCAAGAGAACAAGACCAUCCUGGCCAACAUGGUGAAACCCCGCGUCUACUAAAAAUACAAAAAUUAGCUGGACGGGGUGGCACACGCCUGUAGUCCCAGCUACUCAGGAGGCUGAGGCAGGAGAAUCACUUGAACCGGGGAGGCGGAGGUUGCCAUGAGCCAAGAUUGCACCACCGCACUCCAGCCUGGCCACAGAGUGAGACUCCAUCUAAAAAAAAAAAAAAAAAAGAAACUUGUACAAGAACCUAUGGUAGCUAUCAAUUUCUUUAUAAAGCCCACUGUGGCUGGUAUAGCACUAUUGGUUACCCACUUAAUACCCAUUCAAUCCUGCCCCAACAUCCUCCUAACAGAAUUUGUUCUCCUCCUCCCUGGCCAAGUGUUUCUUGGAGGCCUAGAAAGACUGAUUACCUGGUCUAAUCCAAAUAUGGUGGUCUUAUAUAGAUCCUAAGCUUAAACCAAUAUGAUGUAAUUCUGGUCAGUUGGGAGUUUACGAGGGGGUUUUGCUCUUCCAAUAAAGACAAAAGAGAAAAUACUUCUAUUACUACUUUGUUGAAACCAACAACCCAGGUGACAGAGUGGAAAGGUAGGGGAAAAAACGUGUUGUUGAUAAUGUGCUGAGCCCCCAAGUUAACCUCCAGGUUAACCAACCUGGGGAGUGUAAAAUAAUGAAUUCCUUAUUAUUUCAGCCACUUGGAAUUGGUUUUUUGUUACUUGAGGGAAAAAAUAUUCUAAUUAAUAUGCUAGUGUUUACUGUUUCCACGAUGUGGUAUCAGCCUUUCUGUCUAUAGAUAUUUCUACAACUCAUCAACACAAACCUUGCUUACAGUUUUCCAAAUACACCUUGGGCUUUUUGAGCCUUUGAUCAAGCCAUUCCGAAUGCACUUCCCCCAAGAGGCUGGCCAGUUAAAAUACUAUCAUUCAUCAAACACAAUUUAAAUGUCACUUUCUCCUCUAGCCCUUUCAGAAAUUACCUCAAAAUUAAAUGAUCAGACCUAAAAUAUUUUGGGAGUGUUUUCGCCUCUAGAACUUACCAUACACCUUUAUGUUAGUGUUACUUAUAGAAUGCCUACAUCUGCUUUAGGUCAUACACUUCAAAGCGCAGAACGGGUCCAGAUCUUAAUAUAAAUGCUUGCCAUUUACCAGGCACAGCUCUAAGUAUUAACGGUUUUAAUCCUCAAGACAAAACCUAAAGAGAUAAAUUCUUCUAUUGCCACUUUGUGGAUUAGGAAAAUGAAGCACAAAAACAUUUAACUUGCCUGAGGUUUCGGAGCUAGUACAUUCUAGAACCUGGAUUCAAAUCAAGACAGCAAUUAGCUGAAUGAAGGUGUAACUGCAAAUGCAAAUAACUGAUCACAAGGGAUACACAUUCACUCAUACAAGAUACAAGAUUUUUAACGUUGCUGGUACUAAAACCAAAGCGUCUUGCGUUUUUAAGCGCAACCCCACCCCGCGAUACUAGAUAUAUUCUUUAGAGCUGGAAGCCUGAUAGAUUAGGGGGAACUAUGCCUUUGUAUUUUUUAAGACUCAGUAAAUUGCUCACUUCUUUCCCAAAAUGAGGUGUCUGUGGGGGAGGCCCCUGUCGCUCCGUGUGCCAAGGGUCCUCCGAUUGCUAGCACACAGCGGUGAGCAGAGGAGGCAGGUGAGGAACUGCACGGACUCAGCUGCAGAAGGCGAUGGCAGCCCGCCCCUGGGGCGGGAGAAGGGCAGGUGCCGGGAGACACCAGGAAGCUCUUCCCCGCCCGGGCACGUAACAGAGCUGGGAGCCUGGCUGCCAGGGGCGUGUCAUCGCGGGGGCAGCCUGGGAGCGCUGCUGCGCCGCGGCAGGAGAAACAGCCGAGGACACCCUGGAAGAGCAGGAGCACGUGGGCCUGCGAGAAUGGCGCCAACACCAGCCCUGCAAAGCCACAUUCCAAAGCCGGGCCGAGGACAGCCACCGUUGCCCCGCAGGCCGCAAGGAUGACGGUCAAGCCAGCCAAGGCCGCCUCCCUAGCCAAGAACCUCGCAAAGCGCAGGCGCACCUACCCAGGUGGCGCAGCUGGGCGGAGUCAAGAGCCGGAAGUCCUUUGUGCGGCAGUCCUUCCCGGGAAACCCGCGGACCGGAACUCCCCGGAGUUCCCGCCCCCAGGCAGAACCCUGGGUUGCUGGGCAACCGAUGCGGCCGCUGCAGCUGGUCUCUGUGGUGCUGGGAGCGAGCCCAGUGUAGCUCCCACCUCCUGCGCUGGUAACCUCCCGUCCCGCCCGCCUCCCUUGUUGUCGCCUCUCCUCGCGUCGCGGAAUCCUUGCCCUUGGCACUACUUACAUCUCUCCGGGGCCCACAACACCUUAGCGCCCACCUGCUUCAAAGCCAAGCUCCACCGAAAGCGAGGCCGUCAGUCCCCGGACAUGGCCUCGGCGCUGACUGAUCGCACCUCUCGGGCCCCGAGCACCUACACCUACACCAGCCGGCCCCGAGCACUGCCCUGCCAGCGCAGCCGUUACCGGGACAGCCUGACGCAGCCAGAUGAAGAACCUAUGCGUUAUGGAAACAUAAUGUAUGACAGAAGGGUAAUUCGAGGCAACACUUAUGCACUCCAGACAGGGCCACUGCUCGGACAGCCUGAUUCUGUAGAGCUCCAGAGACAACGGGAGGCUAGGAAGAGGGCUCUUGCCAGAAAACAAGCCCAAGAGCAGCUCAGACCACAAACACCUGAACCUGUGGAAGGCAGAAAGCAUGUCGAUGUGCAAACAGAAUUAUACCUUGAAGAAAUUGCUGAUCGCAUAAUAGAAGUUGAUAUGGAAUGCCAAACAGAUGCAUUUUUGGACAGACCACCAACACCACUCUUUAUUCCUGCCAAAACUGGCAAAGAUGUGGCCACCCAAAUACUAGAAGGAGAGCUCUUUGACUUUGAUCUUGAAGUUAAACCAGUGUUAGAAGUUUUGGUGGGGAAGACAAUUGAGCAGUCUCUUCUGGAAGUAAUGGAAGAAGAAGAGCUGGCUAACCUGCGGGCCAGUCAGCGUGAGUAUGAAGAACUACGGAAUAGUGAACGUGCUGAAGUUCAACGACUUGAAGAGCAAGAGAGGCGACACCGAGAAGAAAAAGAACGGCGUAAGAAACAGCAGUGGGAAAUAGUGCACAAGCACAACGAGACAUCACAAAAAAUCGCCGCCCGAGCAUUUGCACAGCGUUACCUGGCUGACCUUCUCCCGUCUGUUUUUGGCAGCCUCAGGGAUAGUGGCUACUUUUAUGAUCCCAUUGAAAGAGAUAUUGAGGUAGGAUUUCUUCCAUGGCUAAUGAAUGAAGUUGAAAAAACCAUGGACUGUAGCAUGGUGGGAAGAACAGUGCUUGACAUGUUGAUCCGUGAGGUGGUUGAAAAGAGACUGUAUAUGUAUGAGCAUGGGGAAGACACACAUCAGUCUCCAGAACCCGAGGAUGAGCCUGGUGGUCCUGGAGCAAUGACAGAGUCACUGGAGGCCUCUGAAUUCCCGGAGCAGAGCAUGUCACAGACACAGGAGCUGCUUUUAGACAGAGAGUACUUACAAAGAACAACAUAUGACAAAAGGUCAUCCCAAGAAAGGAAGUUUAUGGAAGAGAGAGAGCUCUUAGGGCAGGAUGAAGAAACAGCAAUGAGGAAGUCCUUAGGGGAGGAAGAAUUGUCAUAGGAGGGAAGCUUCAAAGUCAUGAAACCAAUCAACAGCCAAGUCAGCAAGCAAUCAGGUAAUGAUGUGCAAGUCCCCUCAGGUUAUAGAAAUUAUGUUGUAUUUAGUCAGUAUGUCUUUUUGUGUAAUGGACUGGGCCAAUCAAAUGUGAUAAAGUAAAACUAAUUUGAAAAUGAAA